AUGGGCCAACAGCAGGCGAGCGGAGAGUUGACAGAGGGCCGGCUUCUGGCUCACCAGACCAGACUCUUGACAGGAGAUUCUUCGCUCAUUCGAUCUUUCCUCAACACCAACAACUACUCUCAACACCGCUGCUAUUCUACUCGUAUCAACAAGACCGUCAUGUCAAUCAACGUACCCCAGUUCUCCGAGGUCGCCACGGGCACCAUCGGCUUCCCGCGUGUGGGCAAGGACCGAGAGCUUAAGAAGGCGCUCGAGUCCUACUGGGCCGGCACCACCGACCGUACCCAUUUGCUCGACGUGGCCGCCCAGGUCGAGAAGGCCAACCUCCUCGCCCAGGUCGACGCCGGCAUCGAGCGCAUCGGCGUAGGCAGCUUCAGCCUCUACGACCAGGUCCUCGACUGGACCUUCCGCCUCGGCCUCAUCCCCUCGCGCUUCGCCAACUCGGGCAAGGAGGGUCUGGACCUGUACUUCGCGCUGGCUCGCGGUAUCCCCGGCGCCAGGGCGCUGCACAUGACCAAGUGGUUCGACACCAACUACCACUACCUGGUGCCCGAGAUCGAGGAGCCCUUCCUCGCCGGCAAGUUCGCCGCCGAGGUCGACUUCUCCGACUUCCUCCAGCAGAUCGCCAAGUCCCGCGACAUCGUCGCCGCCGCCGCUGCUGGCAAGACGUCGCUGCCCAUCGUGCUCGGACCGGUGACGCUGGUCAAGCUGUGCCGCUACAUUGUCGGCGGCGCGCAGCAGGCGGCACCCGAGACCAAGGCCCAGCUGGCCGCGGCCUUCCUCAAGGACCACGUCCUGCCCCACUACGUCGAGCUGUUCAAGCAGCUUAAGGCCGCCCACGUCGACGAGGUGCUGUUCCAGGAGCCCAUUCUCGUGGUCAACCACGACGCCGAGACCCGCGCUCUCCUUACCCACGUGCUCGAGGCGCUCGCCGACGGACCCAAGGUCCACCUCGUCACCUUCUUCGACGACCUCGGCGAGGAGACCUUCAAGUGGCUCCAGGCCGCACCCAAGAACGUGGUCGGCGUCAGCCUGGACUUCACCCGCGGCGACAACGCCGGCCUCCUGGCCAAGCACGGGCUGCCCAAGCACCUCACCCUCGGCGCCGGCGUGGUUGAUGCCCGCAACGUCUGGCAGAUCAACGUUGAUGACGUCAUCAGCAAGCUCGCCGCCAUCCGCGCGUCGUUCGAGGGCAAGCUGGUGGUCCAGCCCUCGGCGUCACUCCAGCACGUGCCCUACGAUGCCACCGUGGAGACCAAGCUGCCCUCGGCCCUGCGCCAGGUCCUUGCCUUCGCCUUCCAGAAGCUCAAGGAGGUCGACUUCAUCGCUAGGCUCAUCAAGAAGGAUGGUGACAAUGCCGCUGCGCUAGAGGAGAAGAAGGCGAUCGAGGAGGCCUGGUCGGCGUUCCACUCGGCCAAGCCCUCGAGCGAGGCCAUCCGCACGCGCAUCGCCAACCUCAAGGAGGAGGACCUCAAGCGCGCCCAGGCCUUUGCCCAGCGCAAGCCCCAGCAGGUCCCUCUGCCUCUGUUCUACACCACCAGCAUCGGCUCGCUGCCGCAGACCACCACCGUGCGCGGCCUGCGCGUCAAGCUGCAGCGCGGCCGCAUCACGGCCGACGAGUACCGGUCGCAGAUCGACCAGCACAUCGCCCACUCGAUCGGGCUCCAGGAGGGCCUCGGCAUCGACGUGCCCGUCCACGGCGAGUUUGAGCGCACGGACAUGGUCGAGUACUUCGGCCAGAAGAUCGACGGCUUUGCCUUCACCAACAACGGCCGAUGCGUGCGUCCGCCCAUCAUCUGGGGCGACCUGAGCCGCAGCGGCGGUCUGGCGAUGACCGUGCGCGAGUUCGUCGUGGCCCAGUCCUACACCCACCUGCCGGUCAAGGCCAUGCUCACCGGCCCCACCACCAUUCUCAACUGGUCCUUCCCGCGGGCCGACAUCACCCGCCGCGAGCAGGCCCUCCAGAUCGCCCUGGUCCUGCGCGACGAGAUCGACGACCUGACCAAGGCCGGCGCCAAGGUGGUGCAGGUCGACGAGCCGGCCCUGCGCGAGGGCCUCCCGCUCAACGCGGCCCGUCGCGACGCCUACCUCCAGUGGGCCGUCGACUCCUUCCGCCUGGCCACCGCCGGCGCCCCCUCAUCCGUCCAGAUCGUCACCCACAUGUGCUAUGCUGAGUUUGACGACGUGAUGGCGGCGAUCGACGCGCUCGAUGCCGAUGUAAUCUCGAUCGAGAACUCGCGUAACAACGACAAGACGAUUAAGGACCUCACCGCCUACGGCUACGAGCGCGACAUCGGCCCCGGCGUGUACGACAUCCACAGCCCGGUGGUGCCCACCGUCGACGAGAUUGUCGAGAAGCUGCGCCUCUUCCUCAAGCACCUCCACCCGUCGCGCGUCGUGGUCAACCCCGACUGCGGCCUCAAGACCCGCCAGUGGAAGGAGGUCGUGCCGUCGCUGCGCAACAUGGUCACCGCCGCCAGCAUCCUGCGGGCCGAGUACGAGUCCAACCAGCAGCACCGCAAGAACGGCCUGGCCAACAAGAACGUCGACUCGCUCAACAAGGACAGCGAGGAGACCAAGGGAGGCGACGCCUAG
Acanthamoeba castellanii str. Neff is the source of this 2595-nucleotide messenger RNA. Its product is annotated as cobalaminindependent methionine synthase. Bases 1 to 2595 code for a protein of 864 amino acids. Gene Ontology annotation, molecular function: 5-methyltetrahydropteroyltriglutamate-homocysteine S-methyltransferase activity; zinc ion binding. The record is from RefSeq and is a predicted model, not a curated record. NCBI's taxonomy places the organism in Eukaryota, Discosea, Longamoebia, Acanthamoebidae. The transcript is spliced from 8 exons.